CUCUUCCCGUCCGACCGUACCGCCACCUGCCGGUUUCCGCAUGCGGCCCGUCGAACAUACGACCGCGGCGGCAGUUUUGCGUAACAUAACCAUCGGCGGAGGAGUGCGCCGUUGCCGUGUUCCACUCUCAAUGUUAUAAAUAAAAAUAAAAACGCGCCGUGCUCGACACAUUGUUUUCCCGCGCGGCCAGUGUUGUGUCCGUUGCCAGACCCGACCACAGCUGGCAUGAUGUGCAUGGUUUUCGACGCCCGCCAACGACGACAAGCUACAAACGUGACCGAACGUGCCGUUACCUUCAAAUCACAUAGAAACAAUCACCUACACGACGACCACGGGAACCGCCGCCCGCAGUUGAAAAAGUUGUUUUACUCUACCGCAGCCAUAUACACGCGGAUACGACCAUGCCCCGUGGAAAGCGCAGGCCACACAAGACCGCUAUGGAUGCACUAGCUGGAAAAGGUCGUGAUUUAGACAUGUCAGAUGAUGAAUCAUAUAAUGAUAAUGCGAGUGUAAUCAGUAAUAUAUCUUGUAGCACAUCUAAUGAAGAACGAUCAUGUGUUGCUACUGAAGAUACUGAUGAGUCUCAGAAUGAUGCAUUUGAAGAAAAACUAAGUGAUGCAAUUGAUGGUCUAUCACAAAAAUCUGCACAAGGACGUACACUAAGUUUUGAAGCUGUUUGUAACAUAUUUUGUAAGAAAUACAUACCCGAUUAUAUUUUAAAUAGGCGUAUGACAAUUGCUGAUUCUAUUGAACGUGCACUUAAAAAAGGUGGUGAUAAUGAAAAAGCAGCAGCUGCAAAUUUAGCCAGUUUAUUAUGUAUACAAUUGGGUGCAAUAGAUGUUGCAGAAGAAACAUGUCAAGAACUAUUAUCUACACUAAUGUUUGUUGCUAAUGAUGAAUCUGUUCCUUUAUUGGCUAGAGAAAAAUGCUGUUUAGCCAUUGCAUUACUAUCUUUUAUUAGUUGCAAUGAAGAAAUUGAUGUGGCUAUGCAAUUAAUGCAUAAUUUAUGGAGCCGUUUAUUACAUUCAGCCACUAUUCCACCAGCAAAAGCUGUAUUAUAUUCAUCAGCUUUAUCUUCUUGGUCUUUGCUAUUAUCUACAGUAUCAAUAAGAAACUCUACUAUUAUUCCUACUUUAGCAGAUUUAAGUACUCUUUUAGAUUCUACAUAUCUAGAAGUAAGAAUGGUUACUGGAGAACUAAUUACAAUUAUACUGGAAAUGGCUCGUGAAUGUGAAGAUAUGGAUGAGUAUGAGCCUGAUGAAGAAUUUAUUAAUAAAUUACGUGAUUUGGCAACAGAUUCACAAAAGUAUCGAGCUAAAAAAGAUAGAAAAACUCAAAGAUCAAAUUUCAGACAAAUUCUUCAUUAUGUAGAAUUGGAUGAACCUCCAAAUAUUCAAAUACGUUUUGGUCAAGAAAUAUUAACAAUGAACUCAUGGACAAAAAAAAAGCAAUAUGAUGUAUUGUGUCAGGCAUUGGGAUCUGGAAUGAAUAUGCAUAUGACUGAAAAUGAUCUAGUUAGAGAUAUAUUAAGCCUUGGUCCUAAAUUAUGUCAAACAAAACUUUUGAGUAAUAAACAAUCAAAACUCGAGAGGCAACAAAUUAAUGCUGCCAACUUCAAGGUACGCACAAAAACUAGAGGAAAAGUACGAGAUAAAAGAAUAGCUUUAAUUGAUUAGAGAGUAGUAUAAUAAUAAAAAAUUAAAUAAUAUACUCGUGAUAAAUAUUAUUGUUAGUCUUAAUAUUAUUUUUAGUUCUAAAAAUGUAUAUGUAUUGUGAUAUAUGUAUUUUUUAAUAAUUUGGGUGUCUUUUUCUUUUUUUUGUCUGUUAAUAUCUAAAAUCUUAAAUCUUAAUGGGACUUUCAUAUCUUUACUAAAAAUUUAAUAUUACAUUAUAAUUUAUUCAAAAUCUUGUUCUUCUAAAAUAUUAUUCUAAUACUGCUAUAAUAACAAUGUUGGUGCCUGUUGUACUACUAAUUACAAUUUGUAACUUAUAACUGCCAUUUAUGAUAUUGUAUUGAGACUGAAAAUAUAUAAAUAAUUGUAAAAAAAAAAAAAAUCUCAAUCAAGAAUAAUUUUCUUUUUUCUAUAUU
Messenger RNA from Sipha flava (yellow sugarcane aphid), 2089 nucleotides. It is a transcript of the gene Ifrd1, whose product is annotated as interferon-related developmental regulator 2. Bases 402 to 1676 code for a protein of 424 amino acids. Lineage: Eukaryota; Metazoa; Arthropoda; Insecta; Hemiptera; Aphididae. The record is from RefSeq and is a predicted model, not a curated record. The transcript is spliced from 8 exons.